This is a messenger RNA of Insectozyma verbasci, 1323 nucleotides long. Lineage: Eukaryota; Fungi; Ascomycota; Pichiomycetes; Serinales; Debaryomycetaceae. The record is from the annotation of a GenBank genome assembly.
AUGUUGGAAUUAAAUCUAGAUAAAAAGAAAUGGAAAGAUUAUUUAAAAACAAGGGGAAGUCCAACUACACCAAUCUUAAACAUACCUUCAACUUUUACGCCUCCAAAAAGAAUUAUAUCAGAUAUAUCUUAUCCUAUCCCACAAUCUAAUUCAACAAAUGAUUCAAAUUUUGAUUUACUGCCAUUAUUCAAAUCCAAAUCAGCUGCAUCAACACCAUUAAAGAGACAAGACAAUACGUUUGCUAAUAUGGUUAGAGAUGAAAAAUCAGUAUCAUUUGCAAAUCUAAUUAGAGAUAAACCUAUCGAAUCAGAAAUUGUAUUUGAAUCGUCAAGUAUUGUUCAAACUACACCAAGUCCAAAUCUCGAAAUUAAAGAUCAAAGCGAGAUAUGUUUUGUUUGUAAUGAGUCACUUUCACUUGUGCUUAUAAAUGAGAAAAUACUUAAAUUGCAUUGUGAUGAUUCAAUUCAUGAACAAUGUUUUAAAACUUAUAUUAAAUCAGACAAUGUGUUGCAAAUUUUAGAUAACGUGAUAGUGUUAAACAAGUUGUGUUUUGGUAAGAAUUGUUCAUCAUUAAAUAAGAAAUUGAUGAUUGGAAUAGAAAAUGUUGCUUUAAUACCUGAAGCACUGAAAGAGAACGAGGUUAUCAAAGAGAGAUCGCCAUUACGUAAUAUUUUGAGGUCAACUAUAGAUGAGACAUUUAUAAGGAGAGAUACGAUGAUAAGGAGAGAUACGAUGAUAUCUACUCGUCUGAAUUCACCAGAUUCAACAAUGUCAAUAACAGAAGAACUCGAUACAGAAGAAAUAGAAAUGAUACGAAACAAACUAAUUAAAUAUCUCCUCGAAAAUUCAAAUAUAAAUUAUAGUUCAUUAUUGACACUUGGGUCAUUGAGAGUAGCAGAUUCUCUCAACGUCAAUUAUAAUUACAAUUAUGUUUACCUAUUUGAUAAUUUUAUAGUGAUAUGGAAUAUAGGCACCGAAACAAUUCGAAAAUCAAUUAAAAAUGUUUCAAUAUCAAGCAAGGAGAAUAUUUUAGAAUUAAAAUUUGCUGACAGUGUGAUUAAAUUACAUUCUGAAGAUUCUAAAAUUAUUGAGAAAUGGGUUAUUGCUUUCACGGAGAAAGAUUUACCUUAUGUUACUUCCACUAUUGAUGUUAAUGAGAAUGAAGAAGUUAGAACUAUUUCUUCAUCUACUUUUGAUAGUGAUGUUGAUUCUGAUUAUGAUUUAAUUCAACUGAUUUUAAAAAGGCAAAAGAAAGAUAUUGAUUCUUCUUGGCACGAUUUGAUGAUCGAGAUUAAUAAUGCUAUGGGGAUGCAGUUAACGUAA